Molecule: messenger RNA, 2069 nt
Organism: Sinocyclocheilus rhinocerous
Lineage: Eukaryota; Metazoa; Chordata; Actinopteri; Cypriniformes; Cyprinidae
Gene: stk35
Product: serine/threonine kinase 35
Exons: 3
Coding region: 177-1412 (411 amino acids)
Biological process (GO): protein phosphorylation; negative regulation of G2/MI transition of meiotic cell cycle
Cellular component (GO): cytoplasm; nucleus
Molecular function (GO): ATP binding; protein kinase activity
Source: RefSeq, a predicted model, not a curated record
AGUUGUUAUUGUUUAUGUCAGUCAGACGCUUGAUAGAGGAAGUGACAAAAAACACGCGAACGAACCUGUCGAGUUUCCCCGAAAGCGACUACUGUCAGCCCGCAGCUUUUCAGGGACGUUAUGAGAUAUAGGAUUAUUGCCCCGAAACAUAUGUUAACACAGGGGGUAAUAAACUCAUGGAGCUGCGCAGCGGCACACAGGGGAGAAUAACGCGCCUCCGGCGGGGCUGCAAGCGAGCCGAGCCGCCCAACGCCAACAUGAGGCGGGAUGUCAGUAAAGUUCUGCGGCCGCUGCCCGUGGAGACCAACGAUGAGGAGGAGCUCAUGGAGGAAGGGGACUGUUUCUCCACGGGCUUCCACAAGCGUGACAGUCUCCAUCCCGCGAUGUUCUUCAAGACGCCCAGGUAUAGCUUGAUCCGGGAGGUGGGUCGCGGGAGCUACGGUGUGGUGUACGAGGCCAUCGCCCGCAGGUCCGGAGCCCGUGUGGCCGUGAAGAAGCUCCGCUGCGACGCGCCCGAGAAAGUGGAACUGGCGCUGGCCGAGUUCUGGGCCCUGGCGAGCCUGGAGAAGAAGCAUGAGAAUGUGGUGCAGCUGGAGGAGUGCGUGCUGCAAAGAAACGAGAUGGCCCAGAAAAUGAGCCACGGGAACAAACGAAACAAGCAGUAUUUGAGAUUAGUGGAAACUUCACUGAAAGGUGAGCGUAUCUUGGGCUACCCAGAGGAACCGUGUUAUCUUUGGUUUGUUAUGGAGUUCUGCGACGGCGGCGACCUCAACCAGUACAUCCUCUCCCGGCGUCCUGACCCGCGGACCAACCGUAUUUUCAUGAAGCAGAUGACCAGCGCUGUGGCCUUCCUCCAUAAGAACAACAUCGUCCACCGAGACCUCAAACCAGACAACAUUCUCAUCUCGCAGAAAUCCGGCAGUCCGGUGAUCAAGGUCUCCGACUUCGGCCUCAGCAAGGUUUGCGCGGGGCUCAGCUGCAUGGAGAACGAAGGAGACAACCAGGUUAACAAAAACAUGGUGAACAUUAACAAAUUCUGGCUGUCGUCAGCAUGCGGCUCUGACUUCUACAUGGCGCCGGAGGUGUGGGAGGGCCACUACACCGCCAAGGCGGACAUUUUUGCGCUCGGCAUCAUCAUUUGGGCCAUGAUCGAACGGAUCACAUUCAUCGACGCCGAGUCCAAGCGAGAGCUCCUCGGCACAUAUGUUCGCCAGGGGACCGAGAUCGUUCCGGUGGGCGAGGCCUUGCUGGAGAACCCGAAGAUGGUCCUGAACAUCCCACAGAAGAGCCGGAGCAUCAUGUCUGAAGGUGUCAAGCGGCUUUUGCAGGACAUGUUGGCGGUCAACCCACAGGACCGACCUGAUGCGUCUCAGUUGGAGGUUAGAAUGGACCAAGUCACAUGUGCGGCGUAAGCCAACCCGAUUGGCCGAAAUAAGCACGCAACUUUUUCAGGUUUGCAGACCGAUGGAAAUGAAAAAGGGACAGCGGAUCCUGGAACUGUGAAUUGCAUUUUGUGACCGCUUCCAAAAAGCAGAAGUGAAAUCAAAUGACUUGACAUCUAUAUUUAAAACCCCUCACAAGGAAAUGCUAUGCAGGUUAUUUCUACUCAGGUGCGUCGGAUUCCUCAUGCAAGUCUUCCAAACUGACCAAGCAUUUUUCCUGCUCAAAUCUCAGCAGCAAGGAUUUCACGUCCCUCUCGUUCUCUGCUGAGACUGUGCUGUUGUUUUGGGCCAGAUUUAGACACACGUCCUCAAACAAACAUAUCCGGUCUGCACCUCUGUGAAAACUACCUACCGCCCCAUUCGUCUGCAAGGGGUAUACCAGACAGUAUAGAUGUAAAUAGUUAAAUGCAGCACUAGGAUCGAUCGAAUGUUGUUGAAUGCUCUAGAAUAUAUUUACAGGACAACAGAGAAGGAAGUUAUUAUAAAGCUCACGACCAUGAAGACGUACUGUGAAUGGUAUAAUGUGAAUGACUGGGUACAUAGUGGCCUGUCUUUCCUGUAGGUCCGAAUGUUUCUGACCCAAACUACAGCACUUCUUUAAAAAAAUAGUAAUAAAUCACCUUUGUG